AUGGCUGCGGCCACCAAUGACACCCUUGAAAAGAGCACCAUCGUCGAGAACUCUGUGUACAAGUCAUUCAUCGACAAUCCCAUCUAUUUCCUGGCAAACCUGCAGCAGCUGGGUGACCCCCGCACACGCCACUACCCUUUAGUGAUGAACCCGCUGUUCGUAUUUCCUCUCGUCGCCCUCUACAUAUACUUCGUCAAGGUAUCUGGUCCACGCUGGAUGAAAGACCGGCCACCUUUCCGUAUUGACGGUCUAGUGCGGGUGCACAACCUUCUCAUGGUGGUGGCCAAUCUCAAACUCUGCGCCACGCUUAUGUGCUCCAUGUACCUGCCCGGUGGCAGCUACAGUUUCUGGUGCCAGGGUAUCACUGGCGGCGUCGACAACAGCCUCCAGGAGUUGUACAGGACCGGUUGGGUCUACGUACUUUUCCGAUACGUGGACUUUUUGGACACCGUGUUCUUCGUGCUCCGCAAGAAGUUCAACCAGAUCACUCACCUCCACGUCAUCCACCACGUCAUGGUGACGUUGAACGUCUGGUUUUGGGUCCUCUUCGCCCCGGAGGGUCAAGUGGCAUUCAGCCUGGCGCUCAAUUCCUUCGUGCACGUGGUGAUGUACUCCUAUUACUUGUUGGCCAACAUGGGACCGUCGAUGCGCAAGUACCUUUGGUGGAAGAAGUACCUGACCACGCUCCAGAUAGUGCAGUUUGUGAUAAUAGUCGUGCACAUGUCCAUACCACUAUUCGUCGACUGUGGUUUUCCCCGGUACCUCAUAUUCUUGGGUGUCGUGCAGACGCUACUUGUGCUAGCAUUGUUUCUGAACUUCUACAAAAAGUCCUACAUUGAACCUGAGCGCCUCAAGGCGCCGCCAAAAGUCACGGCGAGCUAUGGAGACGCCACCAUGUACAAGCAUGAACACAAAAAAUAUAUGUAG
Molecule: messenger RNA, 927 nt
Organism: Dermacentor albipictus
Lineage: Eukaryota; Metazoa; Arthropoda; Arachnida; Ixodida; Ixodidae
Product: very long chain fatty acid elongase AAEL008004-like
Biological process (GO): fatty acid elongation, polyunsaturated fatty acid; sphingolipid biosynthetic process; fatty acid elongation, monounsaturated fatty acid
Cellular component (GO): endoplasmic reticulum membrane
Molecular function (GO): fatty acid elongase activity
Source: RefSeq, a predicted model, not a curated record